Molecule: messenger RNA, 2460 nt
Organism: Anoplopoma fimbria (sablefish)
Lineage: Eukaryota; Metazoa; Chordata; Actinopteri; Perciformes; Anoplopomatidae
Product: protocadherin gamma-A2
Exons: 3
Coding region: 1-2460 (819 amino acids)
Biological process (GO): homophilic cell-cell adhesion
Cellular component (GO): plasma membrane
Molecular function (GO): calcium ion binding
Source: RefSeq, a predicted model, not a curated record
AUGUGUCUGUCCAUGCCUGCUCAUGUCCUGUUUGGACACAGGCUGUCCUCCACCUUUAUUGCAUGGAACUGGAGUAUUGGGUUAGAGCUGAGGGCUGUGUAUGCAUGCUGUUUGUGUAUGUGUGGGUGUGUUGGAGAAGUCCGCUACAUCCUUCCAGAGGAGAUGCAGCGGGGGUCGGUUAUCGGCAAUGUUGCACGGGAUCUGGGGCUGAAAGUGACGGAGCUUGAAGCUCGUCGAGCUCGUGUUGUUGCAGAAGGAAGUAGCCAGCUGUGUGAACUGGACACUGCGUCAGGCAAUCUUUUGAUCAGCCAACGGAUAGACCGAGAGGAGCUAUGCGCGCAAGCCAGUGUCUGCAUCCUGCAGUACCAGCUCUUACUUGAAGAUCCCCUUCAAGCAUACAGCAUAGUUUUGGAUAUUGCAGAUAUUAAUGACAACAGCCCAGUGUUCGCUGCAGAUGAGAUACAACUGGAUCUAGUCGAAUCCACUGUCCUGGGGAGGCGCUUUCCCUUGGAGAGCGCGCAUGACCCCGAUCUUGGAAGCAACUCUGUCCGUGAAUAUGAACUGAGCCCGAAUAAUCAUUUUGCACUGGAAAUAAGUACCCAAAUAAACGGCAAUGCAUAUCCGGAACUGGUUCUGAAGAAGGCCUUGGACCGGGAGGCAGAAGCUGAACAUGUACUGAAAAUCAAUGGAAUUGACGGGGGAAAUCCAGUCAGAUCAGGAUCUGCGUCUAUUCAUAUCCGUGUUUUGGACGCCAAUGACAAUGUCCCAGUUUUUAGCCAACGAGUUUACAAGGCAUCUGUGCCAGAGAACUCUGCCAUAGGGACUGUUAUAGCAACGCUCAAUGCAACAGACUCAGAUGAAGGCGUUUAUGGAGAGAUAACAUACUCUCUCAGUCACCUGUCAGACAAGAUGGGAGGAGUCAUUGAAAUUAACCCUCUGAGCGGAGAAGUCCGGUUGGCAGGUGUCAUUGACUAUGAAGAGGCUAAUACGCACGAGCUGGAUGUUCAGGCCAAGGAUGGGGGUGGUCAGGCGUCUCAUUGUAAACUUAUAAUUGACGUUAUUGACGUAAAUGACAACAAACCAAUGAUAGAAGUAAAGUCAGCCUCUGCUAACCUGGCGGAAGACUCGCAACCAGGAACUAUGGUUGCUCUGAUUAAUGUGUAUGACCUGGACACUGGAAGCAGUGGGCGAGUCACGUGCACAAUCCCAGACAAUGUUCCAUUUAAAUUUGUAUCAGAGGUCAAAAACUAUUACAUGUUAGUGACUGACGGAAUACUAGACAGAGAACUUCAAUCCGAGUAUAACAUCACAGUCACUGCCAUCGAUGCGGGCUCUCCCUCACUCUCCAGCGUGAAAGUUAUAACAAUCGUGGUCAAUGAUAUAAAUGAUAACCACCCAACUUUUACGCAGAGCGAGUGCAAUGCCAACAUCUUGGAAAACCAACCCAUUGGCACGUUUGUCAUGAAAGUGAAAGCAGUGGACAUUGACGACGGAUCUAACGCUAAAAUACUGUACGAAAUAUCAAAGGACACAAAGUCAGAAGUGUCCUCCUUCCUCACCAUCAACUCAGACACUGGUGAGCUUUUCACAUUGCGCCUCUUCGAUUACGAACAGUCAGUACACUUUCAGAUUAAGGUGACAGCUCGAGAUGAAGGCGACCCUCCACUCUCCACCACCUGUACUGUUAACGUUUUUAUUAAGGACCAAAAUGACAACGCGCCUGUUGUCUUAUAUCCUGUCCAAACAGCCGGGUUCAUUGCUGAGGAUAUGGUGCCAAUGGAGGCGCCCAGAGGUUACCUGGUUUCUAAAGUGGUUGCUGUGGACUCCGACUCUGGCCAUAACGCCUGGCUCUCCUACAGGAUUAUCAAAGCAACGCAGCCCAACUUGUUUAUAGUCGGCCUGCAUACAGGAGAAAUCAGAACUGUGCGAGCAUUCAUGGAGGACGAUGAACUGAAACAAACUGUUGUCGUUUCAAUAACGGAUAACGGGCCUCAAUCUCUCUCCGCCACCGCUACCGUCAACGUAAUGAUUGGUGACGGGCUGCCGGUUUUAAACGAACUCUUUGAAUUUGCAAAUGAGUCACAGGACAGCGACAACUUAACCCUCUAUUUGAUUAUCGCUCUUACAACCGUCUCCUCCCUUUUAAUCAUAUUAAUCAGUGGAGUGUUUUAUUUCAAGCUCUGCAGGCGUAGUUAUGUGUACCAUUCAACCACCGAUAGUCUCCCCGUUUUCCCCACAACCUACCUCCCCCCUAGUUUCACAGAUUUAAGCCGUUGUGGGACCCUGCUAAAAGAUGACCGCUAUGAUUCCUUCUUGACCACGGGGUCGUGGAGAGGCGAUUUUCGUUUCGGCUCAAGCACAGACACUGACACACUGAAGCAAAGAAGCGCAGCCUAUCAAAAAAACACGCUAAGGCACGCGAGGGCAGGUGCACCGCUUCCUUGUUACGUGCUCAAAUGA